This is a messenger RNA of Xenopus laevis (African clawed frog), 1664 nucleotides long. It is a transcript of the gene ocm4.4.S, whose product is annotated as oncomodulin 4 gene 4 S homeolog. Lineage: Eukaryota; Metazoa; Chordata; Amphibia; Anura; Pipidae. Gene Ontology annotation, cellular component: cytoplasm. The transcript is spliced from 4 exons. The record is from RefSeq and is a predicted model, not a curated record. Gene Ontology annotation, molecular function: calcium ion binding. Bases 115 to 459 code for a protein of 114 amino acids.
UGGACAGGGGAAGAGUUUACAAGCUAUAUAAGCAGCAUCCCACCGCAUAGACCCGUGCAAGCAGCAUUAAGAAGAUCACAUCAAGUCCAAUUAAAGAGGAAUUAAGGAUACAAAAUGGCCUUCGGUAGUGUCCUAAGUGAGGCUGACAUCUCUGCUGCUCUGCAGGCUUGCCAAGCUGCUGACUCCUUCAACUACAAAGCCUUCUUUGCCAAGUCUGGUCUGAGCAGCAAGUCCGCAGAUGAUGUGAAGAAAGUCUUUGCCAUCAUCGACCAGGACAAGAGCGGCUUCAUUGAGGAAGAUGAACUGAAGCUGUUCCUCCAGAACUUCAGCUCCAGUGCCAGAGCUUUAACUGAUGCUGAGACCAAGGCUUUCCUGUCUGCUGGAGACUCCGAUGGUGAUGGCAAAAUUGGAGUUGAUGGUAAGUGGACACACACACACUUCUGUGGUCAGCUGAAGUAGAGGGUCAUUGGUUUGUUUUCAAUAGUUUUAGCUGGAAAAAUAAAUGAAAAAGUUAUCUAUUGUGAUAUCUUCUUGAAGGCAAACUAAAGCCUCACAAAGAAUAAGGUUUGAUCUAGGCUUACUGUACCAGUCAAGUACAGCACCCCAAAGCUGUAAAAACUAGUGCCUCCAAAAUAUCCCUAGCAGCUCUAUAUCAUUCUUCUCAGUUUACUAAAGCACGUGUUUAGCCAGCUUUGGCUGUUGUCAGUCAUUUGAGCUAAGGGAUAGACUCACAGUAUACUAAAUACACAAGUGAAACUCUCUUUGUUUGUUUAGUAUAGCAGCUGCCAUAUUAGCUUGGUGUGCCAUCACUUACUGCCAGAGUCUCUCCCUGCUCACUCAUAGCUCUGUGCUCAGAUUACAGCAGGGAGAGAAGGAGGGAGGGGGGAAUAGGGAGCAAACUGAGCAUGCUCAAGCCCUAGCCCUGGGGUUUAUGCUAAAACAGGAAGUCUGAUACAGAAGCCUAUGUGUACACAAUAGAAAGAAAAUAAAUUAUGUGUUUAUUUUGACAGAGGACUCAGAGCAGCAUUACUUUGAGGGUUUACUGGUGUAUUUAUAUAGACCUUUCUGAUAAAGCUUACUUAGUUUUAGCCUUUCCAUCUCCUUUAAUGGGUUAACUGCAUAAAGUGUGUAAAGUAGCAAUGCCAUGUUCUGUUUUGAUGGAAAUAAUUUGUCAUUUAUUCAAUAAACCUUUUUUUUUUUCAUUUUAGAAUUCCAGGCUUUGGUCAAGGCUUAAACAUUCUACCACGUCAGUCUGUGAACUUUACUAAACAAUAACGAUCCACAAUUUUGACUUUUUCUAAAUAAACUGAAAUAAAUGGAACCUGGUUUAGUGGAACACAACCAUCUCUUUGCUGUGUUUCAAUUCCUGGAGGACAAGUUUUGAAAACAUCACCUGCUAGCGGAAUCCAAGGCAUUUAUUCUGCAAAAGAAGACAUUUUUGUUACCAUUAGCCAACAAUGCAACCUAUGACCAGCAAUGUGUCCAAGAGUCGUAUAAUAAAGAUAACUUGUUAUUUUUGUAAAUGGGUAGAGCGUUGAGCAAUGUUAAACCUGUCAUGACUUUUGUAAAUCCACAAACAUAAUACUUCUUUCAAUGUCUUCAUGGGUUGAGGCAGCAGAAUAAAGAAAACUUGGGGGCUAUCAAUAAAUCUAUUUUGGAAUCAA